This is a messenger RNA of Neofelis nebulosa (Clouded leopard), 2262 nucleotides long. It is a transcript of the gene SEL1L2, whose product is annotated as SEL1L2 adaptor subunit of SYVN1 ubiquitin ligase. Gene Ontology annotation, biological process: ERAD pathway. NCBI's taxonomy places the organism in Eukaryota, Metazoa, Chordata, Mammalia, Carnivora, Felidae. Gene Ontology annotation, cellular component: endoplasmic reticulum membrane. The record is from RefSeq and is a predicted model, not a curated record. Gene Ontology annotation, molecular function: protein binding. The transcript has 20 exons. The coding region runs from base 112 to 2181 and encodes 689 amino acids.
GGUUGCUUAGCAACCAAAUCCUGACCCCUGCAAACCUGUAAAGAGGAAAUUUGUGGGCCAGCCACCUAGUUCUGCCUGUGUUAUAAGUAAGGAGGAACUGCUUAUGAGAAGAUGAAGCCCCUGUCCCUGUUAAUAGAGAUAUUGAUCAUUCUUGGGGUCAUGAUUAAAAAUAUCGAAGCAGAAAAGCAUAAUAAAAAGCAAAAGGAAAGAAGUGUCGCCACACAGGUAUCAGUUAACGAAGUCAAGCGAUUUUUAUCACAUAUAUUGGAACGAAGAAAAUUGAUUAAAGUAAUCUAUCAAAGAGAAAAUGCCUUAGGAAAAAAGAAGAUUCAACGUAAAUUAAGAAUAAGAGGAAUUCAAAAUAAAGAUCUCUCAAAAAGAAAUAAAAAUCAUUUAAGAAAGCAAGCAAAGAAAAAUUUCACAGAUGAAGGAGACCAGCUGUUUAAGAUGGGCAUCAAGAUUCUCCAGCAGUCUAAAAGCCAAAAACAAAAAGCAGAAGCCUAUGUAUUCUUUGCCAAAGCAGCUAACAUGGGAAACUUGAAAGCUAUGGAGAAAAUGGCCGAUGCUUUGCUAUUUGGAAAUUUUGGUAUGCAAAACAUAACAGCAGCUAUCCAAUUAUAUGAGUCCUUGGCUAAAGAAGGAUCAUAUAAAGCCCAAAACGCACUAGGAUUUUUGUCUUCUUAUGGAAUAGGAAUGGAAUACAAUCAAGCCAAGGCACUGAUAUAUUACACCUUUGGAAGUGCUGGAGGAAGCAUGAUGUCCCAAAUGAUUUUGGGGUACAGAUAUUUGUCAGGAAUCAAUGUUCUACAGAAUUGUGAAGUUGCCCUAAAUCAUUACAAGAAGGUAGCAGAUUACAUUGCUGACAAAUUGGAAAAAAGUGAAAGUAUUCCAGUGGAAAAAGUGAGACUGACUGAGAGACCUGAAAAUCUGAGUUCUAACAGUGAGAUUUUAGAUUGGGACAUAUACCAAUACUAUAAAUUUUUGGCAGAAAGAGGAGAUGUUCAGAUACAGGUUUCUCUUGGACAAUUACAUCUAAUUGGGAGGAAAGGUCUGGAUCAGGAUUAUUAUAAAGCAUUAUACUACUUCUUAAAGGCAGCAAAGGCUGGGAGUGCAAAUGCCAUGGCAUUUAUAGGAAAGAUGUAUUUAGAGGGGAACGCUGCAGCCCCACAAAAUAAUGCAACUGCCUUCAAAUACUUUUCCAUGGCAGCCAGUAAGGGCAAUGCAAUUGGUCUUCAUGGGCUCGGUCUUCUUUACUUUUAUGGGAAAGGAGUUCCUGUGAAUUAUGCUGAAGCACUUAAAUACUUUCAGAAAGCUGCAGAGAAAGGAUGGCCCAACGCACAGUUUCAGUUAGGCUUCAUGUACUACUCUGGCUCUGGAGUAUGGAAGGAUUAUAAACUUGCCUUCAAAUAUUUUUACUUGGCAUCUCAGAGCGGGCAGCCCCUCGCCAUUUAUUAUCUGGCCGAGAUGUACGCAACAGGAACAGGAGUGUUAAGAUCGUGCAGAACUGCUGUGGAGCUUUAUAAAGGUGUCUGUGAACUAGGCCACUGGGCUGAGAAAUUCCUGACAGCAUACUUUGCCUAUAAGGAUGGUGAUAUAGAUUCUUCUCUUGUUCAGUAUGCACUGCUUGCAGAAAUGGGGUAUGAAGUAGCUCAAAGCAAUUCAGCAUUCAUUUUGGAAUCUAAAAAGGUUAAAAUUCUUGAAAAAGAGAAGAUGUAUCCAAUGGCACUUCUCCUAUGGAAUCGAGCUGCCAUUCAAGGCAAUGCAUUCGCUAGAGUAAAAAUUGGAGAUUACCAUUACUAUGGCUACGGGACUAAGAAGGACUAUCAAACAGCAGCCACACAUUACAGCAUUGCAGCCGACAAAUACCACAGCGCUCAAGCCAUGUUUAAUCUGGCCUAUAUGUAUGAACAUGGCUUAGGUAUCGCAAAGGACAUUCACUUGGCCAGGAGAUUGUAUGAUAUGGCUGCUCAAACAAGUCCAGAUGCUCACAUACCUGUUUUCUUUGCUCUCAUGAAACUGGAAACUGUGCAUUUGCUCCAAGAUAUCCUGUUUUUUAAACAGUUUACGAUGUGUUGGAAAUGGAUGAAAUUGGACAACACCCUUGGACCAUACUGGGAUUUAUUUGUGAUUGGCCUAAUUGUUGCUGUGCUGAUCUUCUUGCUUAGAAAUCGCUAUGGGUAGAAUCUGGACCACAGGAAAACCUGCUCAUGGGAACAGUUCACUUCAAACUAUCCUUGCUAAAUAAAGAAUUUCCUCAUGAAA